CUGGUCCACAGAAAGAAAGAAAGAAUGAUGAGCCUCGCCUCCUCUCCUUCGUCUUCCUGCAGCAUGAUCUCCAUCCAUUGCCACCGCUCGCCGUCCCUCUCCGCCGCCACCGCGAGUCGCCGGCGACCGUCCAGGGCGACGACCCGUUUCGCUCCGUGCCGGUCGGUUGGCCGAACGAGGAGGCUCGUGGUGAGAGGCUGCGGCGGCGGCGAUGACCCGGGAGAGAGCGAGGCCGAGGGGACGGCGAGGACGGCGGCGGCGGAGAGGCGGAGCUUCUUGACGCUCGAGGAGGCCGGCCUCGUCGAGAUCUCCGGCUUGAGCACUCACGAGCGCUUCCUCUGUCGCUUGACGGUAUCGUCGUUGAAUCUGCUGAGGGUGGUGGCGGAGCAAGAGGGUUGCUCCAUCGAGGAGCUCAACGCGGGGAGGGUGUGCGACUGGUUCUUGAAGGACAAGCUCAAGCGAGAGCAGAAUCCUGAGUCCGCCGUUCUUCAGUGGGAUGACUCCGAGUUCCAACUUUGAAUUUUGCUGCUGAAUUUCUCGGAGCAUGACAAAGCUCGUCUUUCAAGUGGGUUCAAAUGAGUGUAACUUCUGAAGCCAGGAGGUCGGAGCACACAGCCCGAAUGAUACAUGAACUCGCUCAAUUCUUUCAGACAAAUUACAGUGUAGUUCGUACGUAUGGGGAAGGGAAUGUUUGUGCCUGACUGGUUGGCCGGUUGGGCAAACGAUUCUCGUGAUGUAAAUCCAUGGCGAUGCUGCUCUGUUUUCCACUCAAUGGAGAAACAGGGGACUCAACCAAAUUCUGCAGAAUGAAGUGACUUCAGUAAUAUUUCCAUGAAUUAGCAGCAAUCAAAGGAAUCUACCUUGCUUGCUGAAUUAUUUUAUCAGCAGUUUUUCGAGGACAUGAAUCGAAUUGAUUCAAUGAGUGUCCUAGUCU
Syzygium oleosum is the source of this 934-nucleotide messenger RNA. RefSeq lists its product as uncharacterized. Bases 25 to 519 code for a protein of 164 amino acids. The record is from RefSeq and is a predicted model, not a curated record. The transcript has 2 exons. Lineage: Eukaryota; Viridiplantae; Streptophyta; Magnoliopsida; Myrtales; Myrtaceae.